This is a messenger RNA of Serpula lacrymans var. lacrymans S7.9, 1614 nucleotides long. RefSeq lists its product as uncharacterized. Lineage: Eukaryota; Fungi; Basidiomycota; Agaricomycetes; Boletales; Serpulaceae. The coding region runs from base 1 to 1614 and encodes 537 amino acids. The transcript is spliced from 2 exons. The record is from RefSeq and is a predicted model, not a curated record.
AUGUCUGACGAGUCGCUACUAACUUCUGUACCAUCUACCGAGAAUCAAUACCAUCAUUUUAUACCGAGGUUCAUUCUCCGUCGUUAUCAAGUUGGCCCAAAGAGGAAAAAGCACUUCCUUCACAAUGGGAUCGACCCAGAAUAUAUUUUCUACUAUGAUCUGACUGCAGAGACACUUGAUAUCCGCCCCAUUGGCAAUGUUUACGGUAUCCGUAAUCUUUACAAAGACAUACACAACAUAGACAACAUUAAUGAACUUGAACACAAGUUGUCUUUUCUCGAGAGCGAAGCUGCUACUAUAAUCACUGGCAUUCACGCGCCCCUCGCUGGUGGAAAAUUUUGUCUCAAGCGCAGAGCACUAGAGCAGCUCAGGAAAUUCCUCUUCUUGAUGCAUUAUCGUGCAUGCUCCUCAACGUAUUUCCAGGAAGAUCAUCCAAAGAAUAUUGGGUUGCGUGACUGGGUGGCCCAGACCCGAAGGAAGAACCGUCUAGACUCUGCUGGCGAACUUUUUCUGCAUGUUCUCCGUUAUUAUCUGGACACACCGCAUUCCCAGAUCAUGCUACACGCGGAGGAGUUGACUCGAACGUAUGGGAGUCAGGGUGUUACAGAGAUGUGCAACGGAUAUGUGAAUCCAAAAGCAGAGCACUACCCAGCUCUUGCCUAUCGUAAUCAGGCUGGCACUUAUUUUCUGUGCAUAUGGGAAGCGGCGGACGGAGAAGAGUUCCUUCUAAGUUCCAAUGGGUUUGGAUUAUGGGAAGGUUUAGAAGCAGGAGAAUCAGGUCUUCACCGCAUAUUUGUUGUCAGCCCUCGUGUGGCUAUCGUUUUGAGAAGUUGGGUAAUGCGCCCUGAAGUCCUGCCUUUGAUGCAUGGCCUGCUUCACAGUAGCCUCCUCGACAUAUACCAACCACCACCUACCCCUACAUAUGCAGAUGGAUCCAAUAUGAUUCGCAAGAGCGUUCUGAGUAAACAAGGUGUCAACCAAUACAGAGCCACAAAAUCAGCGCAAGAAGAUAAUUUCACGUUUGAAAUUACAAAGCUCACCAAGCUACAGACCUACGCCAUCAACUCUGUCAUUCUUACGAAUGUGCCCGAUACUGGCGCAGUUACUGGCCUCUCAUUGGAGUGUAUGUACAGGACGACUCGCACAUUCUGUGAUUCCCCGAUGGGUAAUCUAAAUGGCUGUAAAUUCAAAGGGUUAAUGCGACGUCUAUCGAAUUCGUCGUCUCCUACAUCCAGCUCCACUGCCCAAGAAACACCGGAUUUGGCAGCAAUGAAACAAUCGCUCAAAGGGGAUGUUUCUCCACCCCCGCCCGAUCGUGAUCACAACGUCAAGACGCGUGCUGUAAAAAUGAAAGAGGCUGAUUUUCACACAGAAAACAGUGACGAAGAGGAUCUACGAACUUCGAAGCGACAUUUUCCUGACUUGGAAGCUUCAGUGGCAGGCUGGCAGUCAUACUUGUUACAACCUCUCGUGACUGCAUGGCGUAUCCUACGAUAUCUUCUCUGGCUGACACUUAUAUUGUGUCUAUGUGCUGUUUUAUUAUGUGCUGCUUGUGUAUCCUUUAUGAAAUACCGUCACUCACUCCCCACUAGUCAUGUUGGUCUUGAUCUAUGA